AUGUCGUCUGCUUCGCAACGUCUCUCGGCCAUUGCCAGCCAAGUCUCUGGCGGCGGUGAUUCAAUCGCGAAAAAGCGUAUCCUGGAGAAGAAGCCAGACGAUGUGGUCAUCACAUUUGCUGCGCGAACACCGCUCACAAAGGCCAACAAAGGUGGCUUGAAAGACACACAGCUGGACGAGCUCUUGAUUUCUCUCCUAACAAGCGUCCGCGAACGGUCGAAGAUCGACCCAAACCUCGUCGAAGACGUCUGCGUCGGCAACUGUCUCAACCCAGCUGGCGCCUAUGUCGCUCGCUCGGCCGUGCUCGCGUCCGGCUUCCCAGCAACCGCAGCCGCCUCGACCGUGAACCGAUUCUGCUCGUCGGGCCUGCUGGCCGUGCAACAGAUUGCCAACCAGAUCAUCGCCGGGUCCAUUGACGUGGGCAUCGCCGUUGGCGCCGAGUCCAUGAGCACCAACUCGGACGGCGGCGCACCCAACUUCUCCGACAAAAUCUUGAACCACCCUCUCGCCUCGCAGAACCAGCAGCCCAUGGGCCAGACCUCGGAGAACGUAGCCGGCCAAUUCAGCAUCCCGCGCACUGCGCACGACGAGUUCGCUGCACGGAGCUACCAAAAGGCGGAACACGCGCAAAAGGCGGGCUGGUUCAACGACGAAAUCAUCCCCGUCAAGACAACCAUCAAAGACCCCAAGACCGGAGAAGUGAAAGAAAUCGUCGUGUCGAGCGACGACGGCAUUCGCUACGGUACAACGGCCGAGGGCUUGUCCAAGAUCCGCUCUGCGUUUCCGCAGUGGCAGCCGAGUCACACAACGGGCGGAAACGCCUCUCAAAUCACCGACGGCGCCGCUGCGCUUGUCUUGAUGAAGCGUUCUCGCGCACAGGAGCUUGGACAGCCGAUUGUCGCAAAGUAUGCUGGUUCUACAGUUGUCGGCCUGGAGCCGAGAAUUAUGGGCAUCGGUCCAAGUCUUGCUAUUCCCAAGAUCCUGAGCAAGACGGGGUUGACUGAGAACGACGUUGAUAUUUUUGAGAUCAAUGAAGCAUUUGCUUCUAUGGGAGUAUACUGUGUUCAAAAGCUUAAUCUUCCGCCUGCCAAGGUCAACCCUCGCGGUGGUGCCAUUGCUUUUGGACAUCCCCUCGGCGCCACCGGCGCUCGACAGGUCGUGACGGCUCUCUCUGAAUUGAGGAGAACAGACAAGCGGAUUGCCGUGACAUCGAUGUGUGUAGGGACUGGAAUGGGCAUGGCUGGCGUUUUUGUUUCUGAGCAUUAG
Molecule: messenger RNA, 1266 nt
Organism: Talaromyces rugulosus
Lineage: Eukaryota; Fungi; Ascomycota; Eurotiomycetes; Eurotiales; Trichocomaceae
Exons: 5
Coding region: 1-1266 (421 amino acids)
Biological process (GO): phenylacetate catabolic process; fatty acid beta-oxidation
Cellular component (GO): peroxisome
Molecular function (GO): acetyl-CoA C-acyltransferase activity
Source: RefSeq, a predicted model, not a curated record